GGUAUCAUUUGUAUAAAGAUUUAAUCAAUAAACAUUUUGCAAUGGCAUCAAUUUUAGCUGCACAAUUAGAUGAAUUGAUGGGAAGGGACAGAAAUCUUGCUCCUAAUGAGAAAAGCAAAAAAACUCAUUGGAGCGAUGAUUUGGUUUGCAAGCAUUAUUUAGUUGAGUUUUGUCCUUACGAGGUUUUUCUAAAUACGAAAUUUGACAUAGGAUAUUGUGAAAAAGUACAUGAUGAUACACUAAGGCAAAGAUAUAAAGAAAGUUCCAAAUUUAAAAAGAUGGGAUAUGAGGAGGAUUUUUUGAGAUUUCUAGAAAAUGCCAUUGGGGAAGUGGAUAGGAAAAUCAAAAGAGGCCAUGCUCGACUAGCUGUCAAUGAUUCCCAGAAUAAUAUCAAAAUUCAACAAGUAACAAAAGAAAAUGAGGAAAAAAUUAUCGUGCUUCAAAAACAGAUUGAUGAAUUGUUGGUCAAGAGUGAAGGCUUAGCCGAGGAAGGUAACGUUGAAGAGGCCCAAGACACCAUAAAAGAGGUCGAAAAGCUAAAUUUCGAACGUGAUAAAUUCAAAAUAGAAAUCGACAAUGCCAAAGCCAUGGAACGUCACAUGCGUGUUUGCGAAAUCUGUGGCGCUUUUCUCAUAAUCAAUGACGCUCCCUCACGUGUGGAUGACCAUAACAGUGGAAAACAGCACACCGGGUUCGUCAAGGUCAGAGAAGCGGCUCUAAGGAUGAGGGAACAACUCUUUGGCAAAGACUCCAAACCUAGAGGCAUUGACGAUAACAUUCAAAAUGGAAAUACUGGUCCCAGCCCUGUUUUGGUAAAUGAUAUCAAAGAAAAUGAAACUGUGAAAAAAAGAUCAAGAUCUAAGAGCAAACACGAAUCCGAACGUCACAAAAGUCACAAAAGUAGCCACAAAAAAUCUUCCAGCAAAUCAUCCCAUUCCUCUUCUAGAAAAGAAAGGCCUCACGGGUCGUCGCGUGAUGAAAAGAGGGAACAUGGCAGGCAUGGCCACACGCAAGGGGAAAGCAGACGAAGAUGAAACAUUUAGAAAUACGUUGAUAUCAAUUUUUAUACGAUCACCUUGGAUUAUAGUUACUUCUUUUUAAAAAUUUGAAGAUGGAUAAUAUUUCAUGAGAUGUAUAUUAUAUAACUAACGAUAUAUUUAAUAUAGGAUAAUGAAUUAUGAUAUGCAUU
Messenger RNA from Gordionus sp. m RMFG-2023, 1189 nucleotides. Its product is annotated as luc7-like protein 3. The transcript is spliced from 9 exons. Gene Ontology annotation, biological process: mRNA splice site recognition. Gene Ontology annotation, cellular component: U2-type prespliceosome; U1 snRNP. Gene Ontology annotation, molecular function: mRNA binding. The record is from RefSeq and is a predicted model, not a curated record. NCBI's taxonomy places the organism in Eukaryota, Metazoa, Nematomorpha, Gordioida, Chordodea, Parachordodidae. Bases 42 to 1034 code for a protein of 330 amino acids.